AUGGCAUUCCUGUUCAGCAGAGGCCGGCGGGGCUCCUUCAAGCAUAUAGCUCAUGGCCUGGUCCCUGCUGCUACCAUAGCUCCUAAACCUGCAGUUCCCCGCACCCCUCCCCCUCGUAGUCCAAACCCUUCUCCAGAAAGGCCCAGGUCUGCUCUUGCAGCAGUGGUCCUUACAGCAGCACUGACGGGCCGCACUGUUGCUAUUCCUCAGCCCCGGCAGCGAUCGCUUUCUGACAGUGAUUGCACCUACUUGGAACAAGAAUGUUUUGAAACAUAUGCAGCAGUCACAGAGCUCAGGACAGGAUCUAACUCGAAACUUGAUGGUUGUGACAGAUCCCCUCUACAGUCCCUGCAAAUAUCGGGCAAUUUUGGUGAAGAUGUGGGCAUGGAUACAUAUCUCUCUGAUGCUGAUGAAGAGGCAGAGUCCAGCUGCCACAGUAAUGAAAGGGAAAGGGAAGGAAGCUUUAGCACCAAUGCUAUUUAUGCUGUUCCCUGCAAAACUAAAAAGGAGGAGUUUCCACCAUCUCCUGUUCUUAAUACUGAAAAGAAAGAGGUUUCUUCCCAUGAAACAGAGGGUCAGGUGGUGGUGGAUAAGUCAAGUGUGCAAAUAGAAGAAGACCAAAAUCUGGGCUUGAAUUUAAAGGAGAAAAAAUUAAUAGCUGAAAACCUGAUACAUGACAAACCUCCACCAUCCCCAGAUGUGUCUGUUUGGACAAGGCAAGUAUGGGAAAAUAUAAGCAAAGAAAAGUUCAGAGAACUGAAACAAGAAAAUUGGUCUCUGAACAAGGCAUACCAAGCUGUGGUGCAACAAUUUGAGGGAACAAAACAGCAUAUAGAAGAACAGCAAUUAAAGCUGAAGAAACUGGAAAAAGAAAAUAGAAGACUUAAAGAAGCUGCAGAGAACUCACAUAGAGAAGAGGAGGCAACAGAAUUACUUUCUCUCCGAAAACAAGCACAAGAACUGGUAGAUGAAAAUGAUGCUUUGAAAAUUAUGGUCCAUCGUUUAAAUGUGGAAUUAAGUCGUUAUCAGACUAAAUUCAGGUCAUUGUCCCAAGAAGAGAAUGUAAAGCUGAAAAGCUUACCCAUGAAAGGACCACAACCACCAUGGCUGUUGGAUAUGAAGUAUUUGUCACCUCUUCUGUUGGCAUAUGAAGAUAGAUUAAGAGAAAAGGAAGAUUUUAUUCUUGAACAUGAGGAAGAUAUGAAGAAUUUUAAAGCACGAGUUGAAGAGUUGGUGAAGGAGAAUGAAGAUCUGCAUGAGCAAUUAAAUAACUUUAUUGCCCCUACAGAAUGGCAACUGAUGCAAACUCAGGCCAAGCUGGUCUUGGAAGAAAAUGGAUUGUUGAUGGAGCAACUCAAAAUUCAACAAGCUAAAGCAAAAGAUACUCACAGACAGCAUGUUCAAGAAGCUUCAAAGUUGACCAAACAAAUAGUAGUCUUAGAAGGUAAAAAACAGAGUCAAGAGGAAGCAAUAACAGAGUACCAGAAGCAGCUAGAAGCUUUGUGUUCUACAUGUGAAGAGCUGAAAGCCAAACUGGAUAGCAGCAUAACAGCAGAGGAGCACUUGGCUUUGGUGAAUGAAUUAAAGAGCUGUUUACAACAGGAGCAGGAGAAAAAGCGCUGUGAGGUGGAAGCUGCAAUGGGAAAGAUGGCAUCACUGCAAACUGAAAACAAGAAACUGCUCUUAGAGAAGAAUAACUGCAUGGCAGACAAGAAGAUGCUAGAAACUGAGAUGCAAAUGACUCAAAAGACAAACAGACGAUUAAAGAAGAAAAUAGGGCUUUUGCAACUCCAGCUGGAAGAAGCAAUGGAAAAAGAAGUUGUAGCCCAUCACUAUCUAACAAACCUUAUUGGGCUGGUGGAGAACAUAGCUAAGGAACGUGAUCAUCUUGUAUGUUUGGCCAGAUGUUUGGAAAAUGAGAAUCACAGCGUUUUCAAGAAAAUCAUAGAAGGCAGCCUACGCUUAGGAAGAUUGGAAGAAAAAGUUAAGGUAUAUAAAAUGAAAGCAGCUGGGAAGCUUGUAGAUAUCAAUCUCAAGAUGACUGAGCAGGAGAAAGAAUUUGAGAGGAAGACUGCUCAGUAUGAGCAAGAAAAGAAGCACCUGCAGCAUCUGCUGCAAGACAAACAGGAAACUCUCAAUGAAGUGCUGGGGCAAAACAGGAAAACAGAAGGAGAACUUCAAAUAAUGUGGGAAUCCACAGCCAAAGAAAACAGGAGAAUGAGAGAACUCUUACAUAAAUCCCUGAGGAAGAGCAACAUGUGGAGUGCUGUCACAGCUCAUGAUCCACACUCUCAGAAGGACCUAGUUUAUGGACAGGAUUUUAGCUAUUGUGAUGUGGAAACUUCAUCCCCUGUUAAAAGUGAAACUCGGCAAGAAUGUCAGUGAUAAGAGAAUCUGCAUCUCAUCCAAUAAAGAGAACCUGGUGCCUGAAUUUUACUUUUUCAGCAAAACAAGGUGUAAUGGAAUGUUUACUGUAUUCAAUAUUACUGUAUUUUUAAGGUCAUCAAAAUGACAACAACAUAUUCUCUGUUUGUACUGUGAAUAAUGCAAAUCUAGCCUAAAAUGUUACUUUGCUAGCAGAAGAAAAGACUAUUGCUUAAGACAAAAAGUGAUCCAGCUUUAAGUUAACAUGUAAAGACAAGUAAUUGGUUAACAGGAUAAGUAGCUGGUAAGAUUGGUGUUUAGCACAGACACCAUGCCACAAAACAAGUGAACAGGAAGAUAGUGCCUGUUAAAAUUAAAAGGACAAGUUUUGGUAAAUUCUCCCUAAAAUACCUGAUUGAGUAUAAUCCAAACUGAAACUGAAAUGUGGCUUGAACUUUUUCUCAUCAGGAAGCAUCUUGACUUCUAGAUCGUGUGCCAAAAAUCUUGUCAUCUCAAGAACAGGGAAGAAUUUGGCUGUGGAGCAGACAAGACUGAAACAUCCUCAUGAUGGUGCCUGAAUGCACAACUGUCCACUGGAGAUCUACAGGAUCCCUGUAGGUGUUGGGAAGCUCCUACCAUUGGUUUGCCAAGGGAACAAGCUGCCAGCACAGCAUGCAGCUCUCCUGCAGAUUGUUUUAUUCCUCCUGCUUCAGAUUCAGUGAUUUCAAAAGCCACCCGAAGUAUUCUCUGAAGCAGUGAUUAUUUUAUAUGCCUUUAGAUUCUUGACAUGUGUUUCAGCUUUCAGAUUUGUUGAUUUUUCACAAUACUGCACAUCAGCUUUGUAGUGAUAUGCAUUACUGUGAUGUGACUUUAUUUUGGAUUUACAUAUAACUUGCUGGAUCACCUUUUUGGCUUUGCUUAAUUGUCAUAAUGAAACAUAAAUGGUACCAGAAAAAUGUAGCAAUACAAAAUACACAUAUCUAUCAUACUUCUGUAGUAUUACAAAUAAUGAAGAAUUUAAUUGGCUUUUAUCAAAGUUUACAAAAAGAGCAGAAAACCAAGUUAAGAUACUAAAAGAGAUACAUAAUGUUUGUGUCUGGAAAGGUUCCUGCAGCAAUUUCCUUCAGGGUUAAGGCCAUGACCCAGCAGAACGGCUUUAUUCAGGAGAGGGUGGGGACAGCACAUGAUGUUCAGGGACAGGUAGAGAGAUGUACAGCUUUCAAAGCCAGGUUCUGCAGUACAGUGCAAAGUUUAAGAAUCUACAGCCUUUCAAAGCACUGGCAGAAUCUCAGUGUACUGAGAUACUAACUCUGAUUAUGGGAAACCAUGAAAGUAGCAAAGUCAUAUCUAUGCAAGUGAGAUUUUAACAUGUACUUUAAUUACUUUCCUUUAUAGCAAUAAAAUGAGUGCAACAACCAUACCAGGUCAUCAGAGUGAAACUUCAGCAUGCCAUAGUCUUUAAGACACUGAUUAACAGAACUGCUCUCUUAACAGCACUCUAUCUUUUGGUCUCUGCCCAGACACUUAACAAGAGCUACUCCUUUGAAUCCUUUCAUUGUCCUGGUUUUUUCAACUUGAUUAUUUUAGGACUCCAUGCCUCAACAUAACAACCAGAAACUAUUUUAAGCACAGUCUUAACGUCAUUAAUAUGUGAAAUUGUCAAGGGGGUGCUCUAUCACUAAACCAGUCCUGUCCCCUAUCUUCCUUGAAUUUGAAAAAAAAUCCCAGGUCUGAAAUAUCUCUUCAGGUGAAUUAGACAGGCAUUCACACUUCUCUUGUUCCCACACAAGCUCCAAUCUGCAGGUGUGCAGACUCUGGAAGAGUAUCAAACAUGGCCAUACCCAUAGCUUCUCAUGUUUUUAAAGGCAGGUUUGGAAAAUGAAGCCUUUUGUGUCAUAUUUUCUAAAGUAAGCCUCUCUGAAUAUGCAGAUACAAUCUCAGAACUGGUUUAAUAUUUGCAAUAUUAUCCUCAUGGUUUUGUUUGCCGUUUUGAGUAUGUUUUAAGAGUUUGUCAAAAUAAAAAGCUUCACAAGGAAAAGCUAUUGUAUUGGUAGUGUCCUUAGAAGCAAGAUUUUCAAAAUUCUCAAUAUUGGCCUAACUGUUGUUCCACUGAAGUGACUUGGGGGAAUGUCUUAGAACUGUACUUUUGCCACACCUGCUGCCCAUUUUCACAGCUCUUGUUUUAGAGUAGGUUUUAAU
This is a messenger RNA of Cinclus cinclus, 4563 nucleotides long. It is a transcript of the gene CEP89, whose product is annotated as centrosomal protein 89. The record is from RefSeq and is a predicted model, not a curated record. Lineage: Eukaryota; Metazoa; Chordata; Aves; Passeriformes; Cinclidae. The transcript has 19 exons. Gene Ontology annotation, cellular component: centriole; ciliary transition fiber. Gene Ontology annotation, biological process: chemical synaptic transmission; cilium assembly; mitochondrion organization. Bases 1 to 2385 code for a protein of 794 amino acids.